Molecule: messenger RNA, 333 nt
Organism: Apaloderma vittatum (bar-tailed trogon)
Lineage: Eukaryota; Metazoa; Chordata; Aves; Trogoniformes; Trogonidae
Gene: FBXW5
Product: F-box and WD repeat domain containing 5
Exons: 2
Biological process (GO): protein ubiquitination
Cellular component (GO): SCF ubiquitin ligase complex; Cul4-RING E3 ubiquitin ligase complex
Source: RefSeq, a predicted model, not a curated record
GGCAUAGAGUCUGAGAAUGUGAACGUAGUGAAGAGACUCUUCAAAAUCCAGAACCUGAACGCCAGCACGAUCCGGACCGUCAUGGUGGCUGACUGCAGCCGUGCCAUGACCGAGACGGAAUUGGAGACGAAGGUGGCUGAGCUGUUCGUGCGCAACAGAACUAAACCGCCCGAGCUGAACCUGCUCCCCACGGACAGCAACAGCAAGACAAAAUACUUAAUCUUCACCACAGGAUGCCUCACCUACUCCCCGCACCAGAUAGGUAAGGCUGUGGCCCUGACCCCGGGCCUUGUGCCAGCCUCCCUGGGGCUGUGGGCUCCAGCCACGCUCUGA